This is a messenger RNA of Vanderwaltozyma polyspora DSM 70294, 1287 nucleotides long. RefSeq names its product N-terminal C2 domain-containing protein. Bases 1 to 1287 code for a protein of 428 amino acids. NCBI's taxonomy places the organism in Eukaryota, Fungi, Ascomycota, Saccharomycetes, Saccharomycetales, Saccharomycetaceae. The transcript has a single exon. The record is from RefSeq and is a predicted model, not a curated record.
AUGGUAGUCAUUACUACUCGUGGUAAGGAAAAGCGUCCAAAAUUUCUAUUAGAAUUUAGUAUCAAUGAAUUGAUUAAUGUGCCACAAUCUACUGGCUACUGUUAUGUUAAAUGGAGUUUAAAAGAUGGUACCGGUAUAUCUUCCCAUAGGUUAUCGACAGUGGAGAGUAUUGAUAACCAGAUGGUCAAUACCAAAAGUAAAGGGGAGACUUCUAAACAUAAAGUUAAAUCGCAUAAAGUUGAUUGGGGCCAUGUCAUCGAGAAGCCAAUACCUGUAAAAUUGCAUGUAGAUAAAGAUAAUAAUCUAAUAGAGAAGUUAUUGAGGUUUAGAGUAAUAUAUCAAUCUGAAGAGAAAAGUGGUCGAGGUAGUGAGAAAUUGGACUUGGGUACCGUAAAUGUGAAUAUCGCAGAUUAUGUCAGAGAAGAUGAAAUGGCUGUUAGUAAUAGAUUUCUUUUAAAGGACUCUAGGAUUAAUUCUUUGCUAAGUAUUUCUAUACAGAUGAAACUGUAUAGAGGUACAUAUAGAGAAUUUAAUUUACCACUAUCUAAAAAUGCAUAUGGUCAAAUUCCUGGCGCGUUUCAUACAAGUAUAAGUGAAAUAUUGGAAGAUGUCGUAGAUAUUAAUUCUCCUACAUCAUCGCUGUUUAAAGGUACACCUCAAAUAGGUUCACCGAGACCAAGUCUCUCUCCAAGACCAACACCAUUACCAAUACAUACAGCGGCACUCAUGGGACAUUCGGAAAGUCAGUUUUCCAGCAAUGUACCAAACAUCAGUGCUCCAAACACUGGUGUCAAAUAUGUGUCACCUUUAGUGGAUAAGCUGCUACUAACAACCUUCCACAUGCCUUGGGAUCCAAGACCUGGCGAAUAUAAUCCUAGAGAGUGUGUCGAAGAUAUAAUUCGCGGUGGUAAUGGUUGGGCUAAGAAUGGGCAAGGUAUUAAGUUGAUAGAUCUUCAGGCACUAAAACUAUCUGAAGAAGAGUUUAGAUAUUACAAAGCGCAUACAAAUAGUGGCAACACUGAUAUAGAUGAUGCUGAAGAUGCAUUUUCAUUAGCACAAAGAGAAAUUUUAUCAGGAAGGCAUACUGGUAAUACACAAUCAAUGGGUACCAAGGAAUAUUUGAAACGUAGGGAAAAUUGGAAUGAAAUAUCUAAAGUUAUAGAUGAUACUACAGCUUCACCUUUAAUUUAUACCGGUGCUAGUCAAAUUUUUGGAGGUCAGGAAUUGACACAACACCCGAUAGUGGAUACCAGAAGUUGGUCUGUAUCAAACAAUUACACAGCAUGA